AGUAGGGUGCGGAAGUCGGAUAAUCUGGUUGGCCAAUCGCGCUAGUCUUCUUCUCAGGUGUAAACCGGUUUUGUUUGCGACUGAGAAGUUUCGGUGGGGCGCAGUGACUAAGGCGCUGAAUGAUCUGAUUCUGUUUUUAUUUUGUAAUAAUCAAGGAAAACAUUAAAGGGGAUGUUUGGUGUCUGUCUCAUAUUGGCAGGUGUGUCUGCUGCAGCUGGCAUACAGGUGUCAAUUCCGCAGCCUGAGUAUGAGGUUGCCAGGGGCGACAACGUCACGCUCCCGUGUCAAUUCAAACCUGACAUCAGCGACCCUCAGCUCAUCGUGGUCUCCUGGAGUACCCUUUCUGAUGAAGCCGGGGAGAAAGGGACGCCCGUUGCCACGUAUUUCGAGCCGCCUGGAACCCUGGACGUCAGGCCUCAGUUUGAGAAAAGAAUCACCAUGACGACCGACCUUUCGACCGGGAGAGCGGACCUGCUGCUCACGAGCGUCACUCUGGACGAGAACAAGGUGUUCGAGUGCGAGGUGAAGAUCCCCACAGACGACGUUGGCACCCUGACCGCCGCUACCCGCCUGGUGGUACUCGUGGCUCCCUCUAAGCCCAUCUGUAAAAUCGAUGGCAAGACUGAAUAUGGCCAGGACAUCAAACUGACCUGUGUGUCGGAGGAGGGGUCCCCCGUCCCCACGUACAGCUGGCAGAGACGCAGUGUUCAGAACCUCCCCGCGACCAUGCCAGCCAAAACUACUGAGGCGAAUGGCCUUCUGUCUCUCUUCAAUAUCUCCAUGGAGACUUCUGGAUAUUACAUCUGCACCUCUACUAACAAGAUACGUUCUGCAAGCUGUAACAUGACACUCACAGUCAUGCCCCCAUCCAUGAACAUCGGCUCCACCGCGGGGAUCAUCGGGGGCUGUGUGGCUGGUCUGCUGGUGCUUGUGAUCGUCAUCUACUGCUGCUGUAAGAAGAAGAAGAAGGAGGAGGAUUAUGCCAUGGGGACUAUGGAAGACGGAGCGCCCCGGGAUGAAGAUCUGGCGAAGAUUGAGGGUGAAUACCGCGACGACGUUCGGAGUGAUCGCAACGGCCCGACGGCCGACCCGAGAACGGAGUCCGACGAACGCAGCGAGAGAAACAUUAACCGCAGGGACGACUACGACGAACGCCGCGAGAGAUACGAUGACCGUCAGAGCGACUACGAUGAACGUAGGAGCGACUACGACGAACGUAGGAGCGAUUACGAUGACCGGCGUCGAUAUGACGACAGCAGAGACCGUUACCCUGAGCGACGUGAUAAAUACGAUGACCGUAGGGAUGACUAUGAUGACCGUCGUGACAGGGAGAGCGACCGUCGUGACAGGGAGAGCGACCGUCGUGACGAUUACUGAUCCAGCGAUGACUGAUGGAUGCGUUGAGCAGAGAUUAUAUUACUGUCGGCCUGACUGGUAGGGAUGAUGAUGAUGAUGAUGAAGAAGAAGACUAUUGUAACGAGUACCGCAACUCCAGUGACGACUGCCAUGACUAAUCCAGCGACCGCAGGGGCCGCUACUCCAUCCAGACAUGGAUGCUUAUUGGCUUAUUAUUAAUAAGACUGUAGUUGUUUCAGGACAGCAGGACUCUUAUCACAGGUAGAAUUAGACCCAUGAUGACCCGUACGACGACCGCUAUUAUGAUCUGGUUAAUGGGCCUGAAAAAUGGACGAAGGCAAAUGCUAAUCGCUAGGGAGGAAGGCAUUUUGGUUAUGAUGCCCCCUAGACCAAACAAGUUUGGGGGCACCUUAAGCUAACCCAGUCUAUGGCAGGCUUUUUUUUUUUCUUUUUUCUUUUUGUUAGUGUUUUAAAUAACUAAUUGUCUAAUGGAUUGUCUAUGCAGGAGUCUCUCUCUCUCUCUCUCUCUCUCUCUCUCUCUCUCUCUCUCUCUCUCUCUCUCUCUCUCUCUCUCUCUCUCUCUCUCUCUCUCUCUCUCUCUCUCUCUCUCUCUCUCUCCCUCCCCCCCUCUCCCCCUGUCUCCCUCUCUCAUUACUAUGAGUUUCUGUUCUAGUGUGAUAAACGGUUUAACAUGAGGCCUGGUGUUUAUGAUUAUGAUCAGGGAUAAUUAAGUGAAUUCAUUUAUCUGGGUGUCUUCUGUGACCCUACGUGGGUUUCAGUUUUAUGCAGGGUUUUUUUUUGUUGCUGAGUGAAUCCUGUUUUAAAUUGUAAUGUAAAUAUUUGUGGCUUUGACUGUCAGUACAUUUUUAAUGAAUUUAAUAAAUUAACCAAAUGGGUUGCA
Messenger RNA from Conger conger (European conger), 2257 nucleotides. RefSeq names its product glycoprotein A33 (transmembrane), paralog a (gene gpa33a). Gene Ontology annotation, cellular component: plasma membrane. The transcript has 7 exons. The record is from RefSeq and is a predicted model, not a curated record. The coding region runs from base 172 to 1377 and encodes 401 amino acids. NCBI's taxonomy places the organism in Eukaryota, Metazoa, Chordata, Actinopteri, Anguilliformes, Congridae.